AUGUGCAGCUCGGUAAAUGUUCUUUCUCCUGCAACUGGCUGCCUGCAAAUAAUUGCCGAGUCGAACAAAGGUGGUGACCAGAAUACACAGAAGGAUGGCAGCUCAUUUGGAAAAUAUGAAACUGUUCCUUCUGUUGCAUCAAAUGGAUCAUUUGUUUCUAGUCCUCCUGCAUUUUCCUAUACUCCGUCUACCAGCAUUGCGAACUUCAUGCCCAGUUUCACUCCUGCCUCCACACCAUCAACUUCCGAUGUAUCAGAACCAACAGUUUUCCAAUCCAAAGCAGAGAACAAUUCUGUUUUUGGCGGCUUAAGUAAUAUAAGCUCUAGCAUUUCAUCAUUUGCGACAAGCUCUGGAAGUAUUACUUUUGGACUUGGUUCUUCACUUACGUCUUCAAUGGCAAAUGGUCAGUCUCAUUGCCUUCUUGGCGCAGCCAGUGGAUUUUUAACGUCUUCCGUUGGAAUAGUCUCACAGAGCACACCCAUUCAGUCUGGUACAUGUGCAUCAUCAUCGUCCUUUAAUAUCUCUAGUAGUACUUCAUUUGGUUCAUCCUCUUUCAGUUCCCAAGCAUUAAGUCCAAAUAGUACUUCGGGUUUUAGUUCAAGUUCGGUUCCCUCGUCAGCCACCAAUAGAAUUGGCUUUGGAAAUGGGCCAACAUCUAGUCUGUUCAAAUUUGUUGGAAGUUCUUCAGGUGUCAAUGUAGUUAGUUCUAACAGUAGUGCAACUGGCUUAUCCAGUUUUGGCCCCAGUUCCUCCCCUUCUGGGACCAAUACCGUUGGUUCUAGCAGUGGUGCCUCUUCUGGCGUAUUCAGUUUUAGUUCUAGUUCUUCAGCUUAUACUCCAGGGACCAAUGCUGCUUCCAACACCACCAGUACUUAUGGUAUAUUUAAAUUUGGUGGAAAUUCUUCAUCUUCCUCUAUGUUUACUACUGCGACUUCAUUGACUGGAUUCUCCUUUGGUGCAUCCUCCUCUUCCUUUCCUACUAACACUGCUCCAAUGGUAAUGAAUUCGUCCUCUGGUGCCUCUUCAAGCCUCGAAGUUUUCUCAUUUUCUGCAGCCACCGCUGCAGCUUCCUCGCCUGUAUUUGAUAAUCCCUCUUCUCCCUUUGCAAACAAUAAUCAAAUAAACACUGAAGACAGUAUGGUCGAGGAUUCAGUGCAGUCAUACACACCUUCUCUUCCUGUAUUUGGUCAACCAUCCAGCUCACCUUCUCCCCCGACCAUCAUGUUUGGGUUGGCAAAUACAUCACAAGCCAAGCCCUUUCAGUUUGGUGGCCAACGAAACCAAGUUGCUCAGCAAAAUCCAUCUCCUUUCCAGGCAUCAACUAGUCUAGAAUAUAAUGCCGGUGGGGGAUUCUUAUUGGGCAGUGGUGGUGGUGGUGACAAGUCGGGUUGUGAGAUUGUUAAAUUUAAUCGCAAUAAGCACAGGAAGAAGUGA
Molecule: messenger RNA, 1434 nt
Organism: Fraxinus pennsylvanica
Lineage: Eukaryota; Viridiplantae; Streptophyta; Magnoliopsida; Lamiales; Oleaceae
Source: the annotation of a GenBank genome assembly